AUUUACAAACCUGACUUCCAGACUCCGUUCCUCCUGCAUUAGAGGUACCUUCAGGGAAGAAGCGUGGGGACACAGGAAUAGAGCCACGUUCCUCAAACUUGUCUGCCAAAAGUUGAGCAUAAAACAAUACCUAAACCUGCUUCUUGACAUGGAAUCAGAACAGAGUUACUGCUGAGAGUUUGACUUAUAGAGAAAUCAUGGUUCGACUAACCUUGGAUCUAAUCGCCAAAAAUAACUAUCUUAAACCCCGAAAAGAAGAAACUACUUCACGAUGCCUGAAGAAAAUAACUCAUAUACAUUUUUCAGACAAAAACAUAGAUGCAAUUGAAGACCUCUCUCCUUGCAAAAAUCUUAGUGUUCUAUAUUUGUAUGAUAACCGUAUUAGUGAAAUCACUAACUUGAAUUAUGCCACAAAUCUGACCCACCUGUACCUACAAAACAAUUGUAUUUCACGUAUAGAGAACCUCAGAUCAUUAAAGAAACUGGAAAAACUGUAUCUGGGAGGCAAUUACAUUGCUGUCAUAGAAGGUUUAGAAGGAUUAGAAGGACUAAGAGAGCUUCACGUUGAGAGCCAGAGGCUUCCCCUUGGAGAAAAGCUUCUGUUUGAUCCAAGAACUCUUCAUUCUCUGGCAAAAUCCCUCUCUAUAUUGAAUAUCAGCAAUAAUAAUAUUGAUGACAUAAGAGACUUAGAAAUACUGGAGAAUCUUAAUCAGCUCAUAGCAGUUGACAACCAACUUCUGCAUGUGAAGGAUUUGGAAUUUUUACUGAACAAGUUGAUGAAGCUGUGGAAAAUGGAUCUAAAUGGAAAUCCUGUUUGUCUCAAACCCAAAUACAGAGACAGACUGAUAUUGGUGUCCAAAUCACUGGAGUUUCUUGAUGGAAAAGAAAUUAAAAAUACGGAAAGACAAUUCCUAAUAAAUUGGAAAGCAUUCAAAGAUGCCAAGAAAAUCAGCAAGAAAAACAAGAGUAAAAACGAGAAUGCAAGUAACUCAUACCUAAGUAACUUUGAAAUAAUGCAUCACAUAGUUCCUGUUUAUUGCCCACCAGUGGGUAAGCCAAAAUUAAUCUUUCUCUCUGAUGUACCAAGAUACUUUGUAAAUGGAAAUGCAUCCUCAGAAAGCUCCCAAGAAGAUAACCGUAAAAUAGCUGAAGAUAUGGGGAAUCUCUCAUGACGGAAUCUGAAAGCUUGCUGACAAAAAAAUGAUAUAUAUGGAUUUUGCCUUCUCCAUAACUCAAAGUAAAAGAAAAUUUGUUUGUAAAAAAAAAAAAGAGUAAAUUCAUCCUUAAGUGCUCUUUAA
This is a messenger RNA of Suricata suricatta (meerkat), 1298 nucleotides long. RefSeq names its product protein phosphatase 1 regulatory subunit 42 (gene PPP1R42). NCBI's taxonomy places the organism in Eukaryota, Metazoa, Chordata, Mammalia, Carnivora, Herpestidae. The transcript has 9 exons. The coding region runs from base 198 to 1172 and encodes 324 amino acids. The record is from RefSeq and is a predicted model, not a curated record. Gene Ontology annotation, molecular function: protein binding.